Messenger RNA from Lepisosteus oculatus (spotted gar), 5762 nucleotides. RefSeq names its product interferon regulatory factor 1a (gene irf1a). Gene Ontology annotation, cellular component: nucleus. Gene Ontology annotation, biological process: regulation of transcription by RNA polymerase II; immune system process. Gene Ontology annotation, molecular function: DNA-binding transcription factor activity, RNA polymerase II-specific; RNA polymerase II cis-regulatory region sequence-specific DNA binding. Lineage: Eukaryota; Metazoa; Chordata; Actinopteri; Semionotiformes; Lepisosteidae. The record is from RefSeq and is a predicted model, not a curated record.
CCUGGAACCUGGUCCUGUGGGAACCUGUUUGUGGGGAUGACUAUCAGCGGGUGAAAUGAAAGUCUAUGUGCCCUGCUCUGCCUGAAGCCUCUCCGCUUCACUGUGGACAGCCUGUUGUUGCCGGGACAGCAGCUGAUUUCCUGAAGCAGUUAGACAUGCACCAAGGACGCCUACGCCUACGGCCCUGGCUGGAGGAGCAGAUCCGAUCCCAGACCUAUCCUGGAGUCACCUGGCUUGAUGAAGCAGCUGGAGUAUUUCAGAUUCCAUGGAAACAUGCAGCUCGUCAUGGCUGGAAUAUAGAUAAAGACGCCACUCUGUUCCGAAACUGGGCAAUGCACACAGGGAGAUACAAACCUGGCGUUGACAAGCCUGAUCCGAAGACAUGGAAAGCCAACUUCAGAUGCGCGCUAAAUUCCCUGCCCGACGUGAAGGAACUGCACGACAAGAGCAUUAAGAAGGGGAACAAUGCCUACAGAGUGUACAUGAUGCUCCCUUCCAUUAAAGCUCCCAAACGGAGGAAAGGUCUGAGAGAAGUACACAGCGAUAUUAAAUGUGAAGACAGUGGCCUGUUUUCCUUCUUAGAGACCCCUCAGUCAGACAGCUGCUGUCCCCCAGAGAGGUUUAACGAAGGCAUCUCAAAAUACAUGAGGGAUAAUAAUAGUGUGGGAGUCACUGGACACAGCCCAAGCAACUUUCACAACAGCUACUAUCCACCACUCACAAUGAAGACAGAGCCUGACGAGCGCUUGAACACACUGAGAAUUUCCUGUCCUUCCAGUAAAAACGGUAAUCUAGAGAAUACCUUAGUUGAAGAUGAGCAUACAAAGGCUGUACUGAAGAUAGUAGAUCACCUGAAAACCAUGGAGCAGUGGAAUGAUUGCUCUAUCAACAACAAAACCUCUAGACAAUUCACCAGCCCCUGGAUGAGUUUUUACAAUGAAGGGGUUGGCUACUCAGGAAAUCUGAUGCAGGCUGACUACCAGGUUUGCAGUGGGGAGCACAGACCUUCUUUUCCUGACCAGCUACGUCCACACUCCACCAUGAUGUUCGACCAGUAAAGAAGAGACUAUACCACACUGAAAGCUGCCUGUCACUAUGCACCUCCCACUACAAAGGAGAAAGCCUCCAUCUUGCACCUGGGGAACAUGCAGUCAAUUUGGAAUUAAACCCUUUCCAAAUGCCACUGGACAGCUCUGAUGUUACCCUUUAACAGGAAUAAGCUAAGAACUCACAGUGUUGCACAAUGCCACGUUUUACUAUAACCAUUAUUAAUACUGACUUUAGCCCUGAGAUACUACAUUUGUGGUAUGUUUAAGCUGAACUCUAACUGCUAGACCUCUUUCGAAGGAAACAAUCUUGGUAGGCCAAACUCUAAAUGUAAUCGUUGUUUCAAAAAACCCUUUUAAACCGGAAUCAGAUCCAUGCAGCAAAAUAAAGCUAGACUUUCUCAUGAAGCAACGAGGGAAUUGACUGCAAGGACGUCUGUGGACUCAAGGAGCUCUGCUGAUUUUCCUAGCAAAUGUACAAGCAAAGUAUUAAAUUUAAUGUGCAGAAAACACCAUUGUUUUGUCAUUUAUCCCAGUUAUGUGUAAGAAUAAUAAAAAUGCCUUAUAAAUAAGUUUUGAAAUGAAACAGCCUUAAGUUUCUUAUUGACAUUUGAGAAGUCUGUUCGAUGUAAUGAGAACAGAAAGUACAUUUACUUAUUGCCAAGUUUCUGAUGCAUUUUAAACAUCUAUGUUUUCCUUUUGGAUAUUUCAAUUUGAAAAAUUUGUGACCUUUGAAAAACCUUAUUUCGUACACUUUGGAUUUUGUUUUGGACUUUGAUGUUGUUUUUAAAAUGUUUUACCCAAUCUUUUAUGUAUUUGGUGUGAAGUUAUUCUCCUGUAAAUAAAAUGAAUAAACUUGAGUUUAAAUACUACAGCUUACAAUGAGUGCAGAAUAAAUCCUGUCUUAAUUUUCAGGGGUUGGAAUAGUCAUGAUUAAAUGUAUUUUUGCCUUUCUGCAAAAUGAUGAAAUGUUUAACAUUUUUAAAAGUAGUCCUGGCUAUGGACAGAAAAUAUAUAUAUUAAUGUUGUAACAAUGUUUCUAGAGUUCAUAAAGACAGAAGGGCUUUUCUUUAAAUCAGCUUAAAGCAUUUGAAGUAAAAAAAUAAUUGAUGGGUUUCUAUUUGAUCAUCUUCCUCAAAGGCUUCUGCUCUUUAAAUACUGACAUCUGUCACUAUUGUAUAUUUUUUUUUAUCUAAGUAUGGGUGUCAAAAUGGACUGUUUUGUCCACCAACUUACAGUAACUACAGCAUUUAUACUUCACAACAGAUUCAAAGUCAUAUCUUAAUGUGCCAUUACAGCACAAACUGCUACAAAUUGGCAAAGAACUUCCAAUGUAAGAGUAUACAGAAAUGUACCUCUAUAUCCCAUGUUACUUUUGCAACAUAUAACAUUUGGCCAGGCUUCACAUCAACUACAUCUAUACACUUGCUAGCAGUGUGUAUUUUUAAGGGGAAACAAAAGUGAAUUUAUCUUGACAUGACAGAUAAGAUAGUUAAAACACAGAACCUCUUAAAAUCUUUCAAUAAUGGUACACAUCACACCUUUUAAAUAUUAAUAUUGGCUUCUCUCUAAAUACAGCGAACAACUUUAUAAACUUGUUCAUAUUCUGUACCUUUUGAUAAAUGCUACCAGGUAAAUAGUCAAUAAACCUAGAAAGUAUUCGGAUUACAGGUCAAUAAAAAAUAGGAAAAUUCAACCUCUUUCCAUAAGUAAAAACAUACGAAUUUGAAUCCUGCAGACAAUUUAUAUAACAAACCAUAGGUUUUCAGAUGCUGGUAAACAGAUGUGUGGCAGUAAGAAUAAAGUCUUUUUCUCUCAAAAUAUUUUAAAAUCUUUGCACAUCCAGCACUGGCCAGACAUUCAAACGGAUGCAUAGACAACCAAAGCUUCAGAGAAAAUCCUCAAAAACAUCUGAAGCACAAGAGAGUAUGGGUCGGGCGGCACAGAGGCGCUGUUUUUUGCAUUGCUGUCCUGUGGCACCGGGGCCCUGGGUUCAGUACCUGACCUGGGGUGCGAUUGGCAGGGAGUUUAUACAUUCUCUCCGAGCUGGGUUUCCUCUGGCUGCUGUACUUAACACCUGUGUUACUACUAAACACAGUAGUUUCAUCUUGAGCUACUUCAAUGUUCAAUCCUCAAACACAGGCACAUCUGGCUAUAUUGCUAACUUAAUAAUCCAUGCUUCCCUUGUCUUUCACAGGCAAGUUUAAUUUUGACUGUCUGACAGAACACUUCCACAGAAAAAGACUGCAAUGCCAAAGAAUCUAGAAGAAGCUGUGAUAACCAACAUGAUUUAAAACAUGAUGACAAGCAAAUGUAAUUUCCAAUUAAAAUAAAAAGUCGCCUCUCUUCUUUCAUCUUUGGCCUGCAGCACUGAUGCCGUUGCCAAUUCACCUUUCGAGACUUGAAAGUCACUUAAGGUUCUGUACCUUGCAGGUAUCCACACAUAGAUCGGUACUGUAUUUGUAAGGACAAUACUGACAAUUCUUAAAGGAAGGAUAAUAAGAGCAUCACAAAUGGGUUCAAAUUUGUACAGGUACUGAAUGCCUACAGGAUUUGUGGCCAAUUACACAAAGUUUGCACUUGUACGUCAUUUUUAUCACCUCUGGAUCAACCAGUGAACACCCAAAACCACAUUGUUUUUUAAUUAUGUCUUUCAUUUCGAAUACAUGGUUACAUACUACUAUGACAGUGGAUGACUUAUUUGAUAGGCCUCAUAAAAGACAAGGAGGGCUCUCUGCAAUAUCUCUGCUUAGAUCUUCUGCCUAUAAUGAUGCUAUUUAUUUAUCUUCACAAGUGUAAGAUGAUACCAGAGCAUGAUUGGAAUCCUUACAGAUUUAUCAACGUUAAUUCUUAGCACGCUACGUUAACAACCGACUUACCUAAAAGUACAUUCCCAAGUGACGUAGACAACCGAUCUUCAAUUUUCGAUUUUUCAGAAAAGAGAAGUGGAAUUGAAGAGAAUUUAUUGAAGCAGUCUGAAAAAAGCACACACAGUCCCCUAAUCUAAGCCCCUCUAUUGGAUCCUAGGCACCAAUCUCACUUGAUGAAAAGCACAAAGAGCAGAGUAAAUAUCCAGGAGCACACCUUACAACAGCAUGGAGCUAUCUGUUCUUGCUGAGUCAAGUGAUCUGAAAAUUCAUCAAGUGCUGCAAUCGAUCUUGAAAUGGAAUUGAACCUCAUGCCAGUCUUAAAUUUACAUUUACAUGCGCAAGUUUCUGCCCUCAAAUAAACUGAAAACACUAUUGCCUCCUUUGCCCUGUACUUCAGUUGUCACCCUUUGCAGAAGAGGUCUUUUGAGACUGGUGCUGGAAAAUUAUUGUAAAAAUCAAAUAAAGCUAAAAACUUAAACGGGACAUUGCCCAAUUGCUGUGAGCUUUGGAAAGUCAAAAAUCUCACUAAUGAAAAUAACUUAUUGGAGUGUUCUGAAGCUUACUAAUCUCAGGAGCUUUUACAUUUACUCUGGCAGAGCAGCAGCAGCUCUUUGUAAAGAUAAGAUUCUGCUGGAAGUUCACAUUUCACCCACUAGAAUACAACACCUGCAAUGACUAAUGACAUUUUAGAUGAUAAUGAAAAGAGGAAUGAAAUUGUCACUUGCUGCUAAAGGGAGGCAGCAUCCAACAAACACCUGCUUCGUUCCAUACUUCACAUAUACAAAAAGCAGAACCUCUUUGAACUGUUAAUACAAGCACUGAAACCCCUCUUUCAUUUGUGCCUCCCCCUGCCUGUUGAGUUCUUGUUCUGGUCUCUCUCAUUUCCAACACACCUGAAAAAGCUUGCACAGCCCAAAGGUUUGACUUUUCCCCUUUUCAGCAUAUAACUCGGUGCUUUACUCUUCAGAUUAACAGGUAUAAACUCACUUAAGCUUUGCUGCAAAAGUUAAAAUUGUUGCUGCUGUUUUUUGCAAUCAUAUAUAUACAACUAAUGACACCUUCUGCAAAGAUGCUCACAAGAACACCUUAAUAGUUCCUUUCAUUGAUCUGAGAGCCAGCUACCUGUGAAAUCCCCUCCCUUACUUGAUUCCCUGGACCCAAAGUGAGAGCAUAUUGCUAAUGAUUGAUAAUCAUAUACCAUUUGCUUCAUUAUUAUCCGUCGCUUAUUUUUGAGAGGUGCGUGCUGUUAUGUAAUGUGAGUGAUCUUUCAGUAACUAAACCUUUAAUUAAACUAACAAGUUGCUUGAUUGGAACAUGUGCAAGUCUUGUUUUUCCAGCUCAAAGGUUUAGACUGUUAAGUUGUUUAUGAAAUUCAAUAACUAAAUGGCGGCCUCCAACAGGUUUAAGAGAAAAACAAUCAGUUUAACUAAACCCCAUUUCUACAUCAAGUGUUCAGCUGUAACUGAGUGCUUUGUGUGUAGCACCCAGUGAAAACUGCCGCUUGCUAUGCAAUGUGUUGUGGAGAUAUGUUGUGUAUUGCUUCUACAGUUACCUCACGGUGUAGAAGCUUGAGAAGUGAGUUUUUUUUAAAAGAAAAAAAAGGAAAAAUGGUUUUGGAGGGAGUGUGUCCUUCAUGGACUUUGAGGGGAAAAAAAACGUUGUCCAUCCCUGUGCUGUUCAGGAGCACAUCAAAUAAAUUAAUAAGAGGUGUCAGAGUUUGGGGGGUAACAUGUGGGCCUCCAGGACUUGGAACAUGUAAACAACACAACCUCGGUAUCGUCUGGGUUUAAUCUAAGCUGAGGGAAAAAAAGUUUUAUCCUGAGUAAAAGGGUGUGGUGAGAGAAAG